CAGUCAUUAGUGGUGGUGAGCAGACAAAGGUCGAAAUUUUUGGCGAGGACGCGUUUCCUGAAACGGACGCGCUCUUUCCAAAUUUGUUAUUAUGUACUGUAUAGAUCAAUUCAGACUCCGCAUUCUCCAGAUUCCUCCUCUAAACUCGAUGUCAAACACACUCAGACCGUAUCUCUCAGCCGUAAAGUCAACUUUAACAGCGGCUCUGACGCUUGAGAAUUUCUCGUCGCAAGUUGUCGAACGACACAAUAAGCCAGAAGUAGAAGUCAGGGGCUCCAAGGAGGUCCUCCUGAACCCAUUGACGAUAUCACGCAAUGAGAAUGAACGCGUCUUGAUCGAGCCAUCUGUCAACUCAAUACGAAUGAGCAUUAAGAUCAAGCAGGCCGAUGAAAUCGAGCGCAUCUUAUGCCACAAGUUCACGCGAUUCUUGAUGCAGAGAGCGGAGAGCUUCGUCGUGCUGCGCAGGAAGCCCGUCGUCGGAUACGACAUCUCGUUCCUUAUUACGAACGUCCAUUCAGAAACCAUGUUGAAACAUAAGGUGGUCGAUUUCAUCAUACAAUUUAUGGAGGAAGUAGACAGGGAAAUAAGCGAGAUGAAACUUAGCCUCAAUGCGCGUGCGCGCACGGUAGCCGAAUCGUAUCUUACCGCUUUUAACUCCUGAAAUAUCGUUGGUGUUCCUUCGAUUACGCAUUUCACUACGCGCGAUAGAAAUAUCAUUCCCUUUGCGCUGCAUAGCCUGUGUUCUCGUAGGAAGGACGCCAGACUAAGACUGUGAUUUUGCACAAUAUUCUCCUUAAUACGGGUGAAUACCCAGAUAGCCAAGUACUAUCUGGUCGUGUCGAUCGACGCAUCGCUAUGUUGCAUCGAAGAAACGAUUCAUGUCGCCUUCACGAGUGCAAUCUCGCUAACUCACUGAAGGUUUCCCAACCUGAUGCUGGUCAGUUCUUUGGGCGGAAUUUAUCCGUAAUCGCCUCUGAAGUCUAUAUGGCCACGACAACAUCUAAAUCUUCAUCUGAUGCCGAUUUCAGUUUAGUCGCCGGGCAGAUUGGAUUGCUAGAAUGUUUGUUGGUCAGUGAUCGUAU
This is a messenger RNA of Suillus paluster, 1082 nucleotides long. RefSeq lists its product as uncharacterized. Gene Ontology annotation, molecular function: actin filament binding. NCBI's taxonomy places the organism in Eukaryota, Fungi, Basidiomycota, Agaricomycetes, Boletales, Suillaceae. Gene Ontology annotation, biological process: actin filament polymerization; Arp2/3 complex-mediated actin nucleation. The coding region runs from base 92 to 661 and encodes 189 amino acids. The transcript is spliced from 7 exons. The record is from RefSeq and is a predicted model, not a curated record. Gene Ontology annotation, cellular component: actin cytoskeleton; Arp2/3 protein complex.